Molecule: messenger RNA, 1623 nt
Organism: Phytomonas sp. EM1
Lineage: Eukaryota; Euglenozoa; Kinetoplastea; Trypanosomatida; Trypanosomatidae
Source: the annotation of a GenBank genome assembly
AUGUCAGAUUUUAGAAACGAGAUACAACAACUCGCAAGGGCAUAUCAGUACCGACUACAUCCUUUUGCUCUUAAAAGGCUUUCUGAGUUUCUGAAAGGACUAGAUUGCGAUGGGGAGACUUCAAGAUCUCUUUUACGGGACCUUUUUGUCCUCCUCAAAAAGAAAUGCAUUGAAGACCGGUUUAUUGAUCAACAAAAAAUAGAUUCAGUUAUAGGCAUGCAGAUGAGUCGGAUAAAAGGUACCGUUGACAAAAGCACUACUUCGUCUGUGCAAAUAGUUCCACUUGAAAGUAUACCAAAGGUUAUCGUUGAUGAGGCAACAGGUCAGAUGAAAGAGGUUCCAGGUGCAGUAGAAGGUAAUCGACUUGGUGUAAUGAAGCAACGUUAUUUAAUGGCUUAUCAUCGGUGCCUUAGAAGCGGCAUUUACCGCAGUGACUUAAAGCAGCGUCUUGUUGGAGAGGAUCUCUUACCGUUAGUUCCGACAACGGCUUUAGAGGGAAUGAAUCCUGAUUUACAAAUUGCUGUACUUGGACUAAUUAGAAAACGAGGACAAGAUAUAUUUCUGGAGGAUUUGAAUGGCCAAGUUAAACUAGAUCGAUUUGAUUGCUAUAAUUUUAAUAUUCACAACUUUAUUUGCAGCGGUUUCUUUGUUGUCGCAACAGGUUUCUAUAAUCAUGGCCUACGAGUCACGUGUAUCAGUUUACCUCCCCCGGAAAAGCGCGUGUUGGCUCGCGAGCUCCUUACACCGUCGUUGGAUUAUUUCGGGUUGUCACCAACAAACUUGGAAAACGCGAUAGCAUCAGAGAAGAUCUCAUACCGUUCUGUAAUUAUCUUUAUCGCACACGUCUUCUUGGAUAGACCAACUACGAUGUCUCAGCUUGUCUAUUUCUUCGAAAAAAUGCAAGACCGUGGAGAGCAAGAUCUUUUAGAGACCACUUUUAUUUUCAUCGGCAAUUUUACCUCAACACCUCUUUCCUAUGGAGAUGUUUCUCAUUUGUUUAGUUCAGCCAAUGGGGAGGAAACCUUUCAGCAUCUGUUUGAAAAUUUAGGGACAUGCAUUGCCUCUUAUGCACCCACUGCGGCACAGCACAGCCAGUUUGUUUUUAUUCCUGGCCCCACCGACUUGACUGCGCUUCAAGGCUUUUUACCUCAGCACCCUCUUACGAAGAGUGCCACUAAAGGCCUAAGAAACAAAUUAAAAAAAGUUAUCUUGGCACCUAACCCAUGCCGUAUUCGUUUUUUCACGCAUGAAAUAGUUGUCUCACGGAGAGAUUACCUCCGUGCAUUCCAUGAUGGUGAGCGAUGCUUUGAUUGGGAACAACACCACCAGAAUGUGGGCGAUGUCGCUGAACCACAAACCACUUCAUUCGAGCGAAUUUCUAAAACGGUCAUUGACGAAGGACAUCUGGCACCUGACUUGGAGGAGCCCAUACUGUGGAAACUCGACGAUUCGUUAAGGCUGCCUGUCCUUCCCCACACACUUAUUCUAUGCGACUCAACUUUACAAUGGGAAUGUUAUUAUAAAGACGUUCACGUAGUCAAUCCUGGCUCCUUUUCAGUGAAUACUACAUUCUUGUGGUACACGCCUGCUGACGGCGAGUGUAUUCUGAGUAACUUAAAGUAA